CUGAAGCAAAUUCAUGCUGAAAUUUCACUGCCUCUGACUGUAUCCACCAAAUUCUCUCCGUACAUUGACCAUAGCAUGAUUUCACUCAUUUCUUCAUAGCAGCACUGUUUAGGUAGAAGAAGCUGCAUAAAAAAACUGCCGAAAAGGCAUCGGCACCUUGUCUAUCGAUUGAAUAACGAAUUCUGCUGAAAUGGAUCCAGAGGCAGGCGACAAUCAGACAUUUCUAUCUGCUGCUUGGCAUGGUAAAAACAUCCAUAGAUUUCGGUUGGCAUUGCUGCUAAAUGGGACAAAUCCAGAAUUGAUCGAUGAAUACUCCAAGUUGUCAAUAUUCGACAAGUGUUGCGUAACUCCUGGAUACUCUGAGUUCAUAAGGGAAUGCAUUCGAUGGGGAUGUGAUGUUAAUAAGACGAACAAGUACAGCAACAAGCGUGCCCUGAAUUAUGCAAUUCAGUCGGGUGAUCCCGAAAAUAUUCGAGCGAUUUUAGAAGAUCCGACUCGCAUUGCCAUUGAAAAUGAAACCUACGAACAUUUGCCGUUGCAUCAAUUGGCACACAACAUAAAUAUGGAAAAUUACGACAGUAUGUUCGGUUGCAUGAAGGAACUCAUCGACAGACGAACCAAUGUUAAUGCCAUUGACAAGGACAAUCAGUCCGCACUGUGGAUCAUAGCGAAUCAGAGUAGUAUUCCGCAAGAGCAGAAAGAGAUCAUAAUCAAGUAUUUCCUGGAGAAUUCACCUGUGGAUCUGGACACGCAUCGCAACGGCGAAACGAGAUACAUAAUCAACGCCCAAUUUCCACAUCUACGUUUGCCACCCGAAAUCAAGCAAACCGAAAAGAAAACGUGGGACUUCAUUCGAUUGAUAACGGCAUUGCGGGACAGCGAAGAAGAUGAGUUUUUGAUCGGCCUGGACAUUUUCUUGACUCGCGUACAACAUGAAGCUGACGUUGAUAAUCUGUUUCGGGAGAGAUUUUUCUCGGAAACGUUGCUAAUGGUCGCAGCGAAAAACGGAUUAGCCCGGGCGGCUGAGAAGUUAUUGCGAGCCGGUGCCGAUGUGAAUAAUUACGCCGUCAAGUAUCUCAUUUCGAUGAAACAAAAUGAUUUGGACGAAAGUUCCAAGACAAAAUCGCCACUCGAAUUGGCUUGCAUUUACGGGAAUUGGGAAGUAUUGGAUCUGUUCUUAAAGUGUCCGAACAUCGAUCUCGGCGAUACGCCAUUAUUGGUCGACGUUGUCAAAAAUAUAGGAGAACCGGGACGAAGUCGUUCGUGUGAUUACCGGAAAUGCUUCUACCUCCUGCUGCAUUUUCCUCUUAUUGAUAUCAACCAAGUGGAUUCGUUGGGCUACACAGCUUUGCAUGCAGCCGUGAAGUACAACAACAAAGCUGAGACAUUGGCUAUUUUGGCCAAAGGAGCUUACAUCGGAUGUCAAAAUAAGUUGACCGAACUACCCAUCACCGAUAUCGAUCCAAACAUUUUGGAAACUCAUUUCAACAGUUGUAUCGCAACAAAUGGUCGACGAUCUGGUGACGAUAAUUACGAAAUUAGAUUUCAGUAUUUCAAUUUGGUUCCCGUUGUGGUUCGCAACGAUAAGGAAAAUUAUGUUGGAUCCAGUCUGAUCCAAUGCACCGAUGAAAUGGCACCCAUCGAACAUAUGGCCAAAUCGAGCGAACUAAAACAUUUGGUUAAGCAUCCGUUGAUCGCAAGCUUUCUGUUUCUGAAGUGGCACCAAUUGGCACUGGUCUUCUACACGAACUUCUUUUGCUACACAAUCUAUUGUCUAGCAAUGAUUUUGUACCUCCUGUUUUGCUACGGUCAAAACACUUGCAGCAAAGGACUGUCGACCAUAUUGUACCUCAUAUCCGUGCUGGGAGUGCUUUACGUCGUUGUGCGAGAGAUAGCUCAAUUGGUAAUGUCGCCCCGUGUUUAUGCACGUAACAAGGAAAACUAUCUGGAAAUUGUACUAAUCUUCACGACGGCUAUCGUAUUACUGAACAUCGAAUUUGAGGAAAGUACACGCAGAACUGUAGCUGCAUUCACUAUACUAUUGGCAGUCACCGAGUUUUUCCUAUUAACGGGCUCGUUGCCAUUCCUGUCAUUCUCUACGCAUCUGGUCAUGCUGAAAACUGUGUCCAAAAACUUUGUUAAGGGACUGCUGUUGUACUCCAUCAUUCUGAUUGCAUUUGCAUUGUGCUUCUACACUCUACUUGGAACACAUGAAUCAGAUCCACCUGACGAUGUAGCCGAAUUUAAUAAUUUUGUCCAUCCGGGUGUUGCAAUCAUUAAGGCAGUUGUGAUGUUGACCGGAGAGUUCGAUGCGUCAAACAUCCAUUUUCAGCAAAAUGCUGCCAGUUACAUACUCUUUGUCAUCUUCGUUUUCCUUAUUUCCACCGUUCUCAACAACUUACUGAAUGGUCUGGCAGUCAGCGAUACUCAGACUAUCAAAGCCGAAGCUGAGCUCAUGAAUUUCAUAUACAGAUCCGAACUCAUGGCCAGAUACGAGAAAAUUCUGCUCGGAAAAGGUGAAAACGUGUGUUGCAAUUUCAUAUUGCGCAAAAUGUCGUCCAGUUUGAUGAACGUGUUCCCGGAAUUUCUACCACUGAACAUGCUAACAGUUCUACCCAAUUCCAACAACAAAGUGCUGAUUCCGAUCGUACCACAGUCGGAUCCAAAGCGCACAGCCAUUGAAUCGGGAUACUCAUCGUAUCGGAGCUUGGAGAGAGGUUUCCGUGCCAUGAACUGUUGCUUCGGAAUGCGCUGUUCGCGCAUGGAAGUGAAAAUUGUCAAAUAUGCAAAACAUGUGUUGGACAUCAAGGGAAGGGACUACGAGGAGCAACAAGAGAAGUUGGUGAUGUCACAGAGAAUUAUCAAAAUAGAAAAUCGAAUCGACGACAUGUUUACGAAAUUGGAUUCGAUUGUGGAGAGUUUGAAGAAGGAAUUUGAUGACUAGAAUGUUAAGUUAAGAAUUGUAUUCGGUUGUGUCUGACAUAGCUUCCUAUUUGAAUGUUGAAUAAAAAUAUUUUAAUCCA
Molecule: messenger RNA, 3023 nt
Organism: Bradysia coprophila
Lineage: Eukaryota; Metazoa; Arthropoda; Insecta; Diptera; Sciaridae
Product: transient receptor potential cation channel protein painless-like
Biological process (GO): monoatomic ion transmembrane transport
Cellular component (GO): transmembrane transporter complex; membrane
Molecular function (GO): monoatomic ion channel activity; protein binding
Source: RefSeq, a predicted model, not a curated record